AUGGGGAAUCAGGAAGGAAUGUGUUGUCUUUCAAGAGAGAGGGAGAAUCACAUUAUGAAUAAUGAAUUAGUUAUAUUUAGGGAAUAUAUGAAUGUGAAAAUAACGGUGAAAUUGGGUGACAUCUAGAAAGAAUCUGGAGAGAGUGUUAGUAUGUUUUUGGUUAUAAAUAAAGUUUGUUUAUACACAAAUCCAGACAAAAUACCGUUACAGCAAAAUAUCAUCCAAUAGAUAUAUGACAAUUUAAGUCGAAGUAUUAAUGAUGCUAAUCCUCUAGUUUAGUAUGAGCAAGUGUACAGUCAAAAUUUGGAAAUGAAUAAUUAUAGGUGUAUAACAUAUUAUCGAGUGAGGGUUUUCGAAUCAGAAAAAGAUUUAUUCUAAUAUUAUAACGGAUUCAGAGAGUGGUAAAUAAAUAUUAAGAAAUUAAUUAGUUUAUAAUAGUUGAAUGACGAAGAAUUUAAGGAUAUUCUUAUAUGUGAUUGUCCAAUCAAGCAAAGUAGAGCAUUUAGUUCCGAAGUAUUGGUGAGAUCAGUGAUAGAUUUUAUUGAUGAAUCAAAAAACAGAUUGAAUAUCAAAAGCAUAACCAUGAUGAAUUGUGAUAAGAAGAGUUCUCGUUUCCUGAAAUAUGAGCUCAUCAAAUAAAUAGAAGAAUCCAAAGAACCAACUUUAAGAAAGGAGAGACAGAACAAAUUCAUGAAAUUUAUUACUUCCACAAAGAGUGUUACAUCCGAUAUGGGCAGACAAAAUAAAUGCGAUUUCAGUUUGAAAGACUUUGAUCUUGGAGAUGAAUCCAAAUUGAUUCAGGCACUCAAGUAGAAUGAAACCGAAGAAUAAUGA
This is a messenger RNA of Paramecium tetraurelia, 834 nucleotides long. RefSeq lists its product as uncharacterized. NCBI's taxonomy places the organism in Eukaryota, Ciliophora, Oligohymenophorea, Peniculida, Parameciidae. The transcript is spliced from 4 exons. The record is from RefSeq and is a predicted model, not a curated record.